AUGAAAAGGCACAGGAAGCCAGUUCCCCGGAACAGGUGCUGUGGCAGCAGCUGCUGGAAGCCCUGCGCACGGACCGCCGGGCGCAGGAGACGGCGGCGGCAGCAGGAGUUCCUGUUGGGCCAGGCAUUCCUCACCAUCUAUGAGGAGUCGGACCCGGACUACACGGAUUACACCAAGAAUCUGUCCUCCUCGCGUGAAAUGGACUUCAGGCGGGUGGGCAUUACUGUGCAAGAUGCGAUCCAUCGGCUGGUGCAGCAUUGCGAAGAGAACCUGAGCGACCUGCCGAGCCUGCGCCGAACCUUGAGGAUUCUGCAUGCCAUGCUCGCCGUGGCUCGGGGCGACUGGCAAAGAGAAGAUUUGGACCUGGCCAAGAUCCAGGAGGAGUUCGCUCGGGCGGGCGUCAGCAAGCUGUUGGUCAAGGUCCUCAACGAGAACCCCGUGGACGACGCCUGGAGCCCCGAACCCCGUUGCCCGCUUCGCUAG
Molecule: messenger RNA, 483 nt
Organism: Effrenium voratum
Lineage: Eukaryota; Dinophyceae; Suessiales; Symbiodiniaceae
Source: the annotation of a GenBank genome assembly